UUACCUCUUCUUAAACCCUUUUUGAUGUCUUUUUCUAACCUUUAACUUAACACAUAGGGCAUUCUCAAGCAGAGAGGCUCUACUAGUUGUGGGGUGUUCAUCCUAAUAGUACGAAAUAUUGCCAUCCUUUGUUCCUUGCAUAAUUUCUUCCUGUAAUCUUGUGGUUUGUUCAUGGAUAUUCAAUUUGUUUGUUUACAGUAUGAUGUCUACAUCAUGUUUGGCCUCUAUUUUGACUUCACAGAGGUGUGUUUUUCAAUCGCUUUUUAACAUUUCAUCUUAUAAGGUCUAUGUUUCAAUUCAAAUAUGUGCUUUUCCACAAACUUCCACAGACAUGAACAUUGCAAGGCGAUGGCGGUCACUUCUGUUGUUGGACAACUUUCCACCAAGGCUGUCAUCUGACAGAAAACAGAAAAAGGGAGCCACAGAUAACCAACACACCAGGACAGUGUGGUAAUAUGUUCUUUCUUAAGUUUUUGGCAAUGUUUCUCUGGACAAUUCAUGGUGUGGUGUAAUAUGGGAGUUCCCUUGGAUAAUGUAAAAUCUACUAAACCCUUUUUUUUUUUAUCUUUCCCUUGUGUUCCCAGUGGAGUGGAAAAGGCUCAAUAUGAGGCGGUUCCAGGACGUGUCUCCUUUCCCAAAAUUAUGUAUAUGAAAAACAGGAUGCACUGCACAAGCUGAGAACCACUGAUGACCUGGAGGCUAAAGACCCCUUCUUGUUUAUAUUUACACAACAAGAGGACAUGGAGGUGUUUCUCCAAGGUUGUGUGGAUCAACAGCACCUCCCCUUCAGACCCUGUGUCCAUUACAAUGGACGUCACAUGACAGUUUUUUUUUUUUUUUACUUUUUGUAACAUUUAUCACCACCUGAUACCUCAAGUUCAUUUCAUUGGAUGUUUAACAACCAAUCAAACGGCAGUAUGUAGAAGUUGAGAUGGAGGCAGUAGAAGUUGAGAUGGAGGCAGUGGAAGGUCAGGAUGAGGAAGACAGAGAGGAUUAUGAGCCAGAGGAGGCAGAUAGAAACCUGUUACUUGAGGAUGACCCUCUUGUAAACAUCACAAAGAAGAGUGAUAUUGAGUGGCGUCACACCCCCUUUACCCCUGUAAACACGACAUGGGAAAGUCCUGCUCCUGCUCCUGAACCCCCUGAGCCACUAACACCAUAUGACUACUUCAAGCAAUAUGUUCCCAGUGAGAUGUUCCAGCUGAUGACAACAAUGACUAACAUCUAUGCAGAACAAAAAGCAGUCAAGGGGUAUAAACAUGCAUCAAUAUCUGAGAUUGAAGCCCUUGUCGGUCUACAUAUGGCAAUGGGGGUACUGGGUUUGCCAAGAGUGCGAAUGUACUGGUCUUCCAGUAUUAAUAUCGGCCUUUUCCGGGAUACCCUGUCUCGUGACAGAUUUUUCCAGCUUCGCUCCAACCUGCAUGUGGUGAACAACAAUGAGAGGCCUUCUGACAACACUGAUGUGUUCUACAAGGUCAGACCACUAUAUGAUUCCAUAAGGAAACGCUGUCUAGAGCUGCCAUUGGAGGAAGAUCUCUCUAUUGAUGAGCAGAUUGUGCCUUUCAGGGGGAAACUUUCUGUGCUUCAGUACAUCAAAGGGAAGCCAGAACCAUGGGGAGUCAAGGUGUAUUUCCUCUGCGGCAAAAGUGGCAUUGGUUAUGACUUCCUCAUCUAUCAAGGUGCCACAACAGAGCUCUCUGAGCAGAGAAAGAUGGUUUUAGGACAUGGGGCAGCUGUGGUCACCCACCUGUGCCAGAGAAUCCAGACUCCUAGCCACAAGCUCUUUUUUGACAACUUCUUCACCACCUACAAUGUCCUUGAAGUGCUGGCAGAAAAGAAAAUCCAUGCAGCUGGAACAGCUAGGGUUUGUCGCUUUGCAAAGCCCCCACUGAAGACAGACAAGGAAAUGAAAAAGAAAGGGCGGGGGAGCCACGAUGAAGUGAGGAGUAGGGAUGGAAAGGUGGUUCUAGUCAAGUGGUUUGAUAACCGCUCUGUUGUGCUGGCCUCCAACUUUGUUGGUGUAGGAGAUGAAGACGAAGUUGAGCGGUGGGAGCAGAAAGAGGGGCGGUUUUUGAAGAUCAAGCGUCCAGAGGUGGUGAAGAAAUACAACCAGGCCAUGGGAGGGGUGGACAAGCUUGAUCAACUCAUCAGCCUUUACAGGAUUGCAAUCCGGUCCCGCAAAUGGCCACUGCGCAUGAUUACUCAUGCCUUUGAUGUUGCUGUAGUGAACAGCUGGCUUGAGUAUCGCGGAGACAAAGAACGCCAGGGCACUCGGCCACAGCAAAUCAUGGAUCUCCUUGACUUCAAAAUGAAUGUGGCAGAAGCUCUUGUGCGCGUGGGGAAGCCCCAUGCAUUGAGAAAACGAGGGAGGCCGAGCAGUUCCAACACACCCAGUCCAUGUACAAGUCCAACUCCUCAUGAUGAGCCAGCAAAAAAGAGAAGAGCCAUGGAACAACGGCCCAUUCAAGAGGUGCAGACCGACAUGCUGGACCACAUGCCAAAUUAUGAUGAAAAAAAAGAAGCAACAAGAUGCAAAUUGCCAGGCUGUUCCGGAAAAACGCAUGUCUACUGUGACGAGUGCAAGGUGCACUUCUGCUUUGUGUCACAGAGAAACUGCCCACAGAAAAUAAGGGCUAAAGUGACAGAAUUGUGAGAUUCUCAAUCGUUUUUUGUUUGUGAAUUGUAAAAUAACAACAAACUAAAAAACCUAUGAUGAUAUAUUUUACAGCUGUUUAGACCUUACAAAACAAAAACAAUAGUUUUAACUGUUCAUGUUCCAUGUGAUGUCAAUGUGACAAUGGUAAGACUUAAAACAUGUAUGAUGUUGUCAUAUGAUGUUGUCAUAUGAUGGUUGGUAUUUUACAACUGUUUGGACCCGAUUUUAAAGAGUUCUGAUAAAAAAAAAAAAUUAUUGAGUCUCAUUUCUGAUUGCAUUAAGGAUGGGAAAAAGUCAUUAUUAUAUUUUUCACAACCUUGGAACACAAUUCAGGUCUGAAGUGCCUCUGUUACUCUUAAGUUGUAUUUUAAAAUGUUAUGCGUUUCUGUGCAUCUUUUUCGAUGUAUCUUUAUUUGUUUACUUUACCACUUUGCCAUAUGUUUGUGUGCCAUGGUCGGUGUGUGUGUGCGUGUGUGUGUGUGUGUGUGUGUGUUCUGUAAUUAUACCGGACCAUCAGUGCCUUCACAUAGUUUUAAUACGUUGUUUUUUUGAUAAAGCACAAUUUUUUGUAUUGUUUGGUGACUUGCUGAUUAAAUGUUCUUAUGAUAAAAGUGAUUUGUGGUUUUGUUUAUGUAGAGCACAGUGUUAUUGAUUGACACUUUUACGCACACAGUCCAGUAAAAAUAUAGGCUAAAUCACAAU
Clupea harengus (Atlantic herring) is the source of this 3358-nucleotide messenger RNA. Its product is annotated as piggyBac transposable element-derived protein 3. Lineage: Eukaryota; Metazoa; Chordata; Actinopteri; Clupeiformes; Clupeidae. The record is from RefSeq and is a predicted model, not a curated record.